GCUUCCUACAAACAGAAUUUCAUUGCAGGAUCUGUAUCUGAAGCAGGGUAUAUGAAGAUGACAAAGGCACAUGGCAAGUACUUCUUUAUUAAUGAAAAAUAACUGGGAAAUUACUUUGAGAAUCAAUCCAGAGCUAUUAUGAAAAGAGCUUACCCUGAGUUUGUCCUGACCUACCUAGAGGAACUAAAUGAAAGAGAGGAGGUGACCCAGACAGUAAACUGCAUUCACCAUGGGGCCUGGUCUGCAGCUCGUCAGGAGACAGACAGCAGCUCAGCAGAAGAGGUCACAGUAUUAAGCCAGAGGCAGGUUCUGCAAAAAAAUGUCAGCAACCCCAAUCAGAAACAACUUUCAGGACCUUUGGACGCCCAUUUAAUGCCUGCAGAUCCCCUAGGGGAGACUACACAGCUGACAGUGGCACUGGUGAGGAAACUAGAAGAGAAACAUCCUAAGGCCUCAGCUCAAAGUGUGCUCCUGAUUGCCAAAGUGAUACCUGCUACGAAGGGCAAAGCUGAUUAG
Molecule: messenger RNA, 516 nt
Organism: Gymnogyps californianus (California condor)
Lineage: Eukaryota; Metazoa; Chordata; Aves; Accipitriformes; Cathartidae
Gene: DCDC1
Product: doublecortin domain containing 1
Exons: 5
Coding region: 139-516 (125 amino acids)
Biological process (GO): regulation of mitotic cytokinesis
Molecular function (GO): microtubule binding
Source: RefSeq, a predicted model, not a curated record